Messenger RNA from Schizophyllum commune H4-8, 450 nucleotides. RefSeq lists its product as uncharacterized. NCBI's taxonomy places the organism in Eukaryota, Fungi, Basidiomycota, Agaricomycetes, Agaricales, Schizophyllaceae. The record is from RefSeq and is a predicted model, not a curated record. The transcript has 4 exons. Bases 1 to 450 code for a protein of 149 amino acids.
AUGCUGUCGUCCACGCUCUUCGCCCUCUCCGCCGCCCUGCUCGCGGGCCUCGCCAACGCGGCACCGUACAGCAAGCCGCACGAGCUCGUCGUCUGGCGGCCCAAGAUCAUCUACCCCGUCGGCGAGAUCGACUGGCAGGUGGGUGAGCCGGCGAAUGUUACUUGGGACACGUCGGACAUGCCACCCAACGUGACCAACCUGAACGGCACCAUCCUGCUGGGCCACCCGGAUGAGGAGAGCGAGCAUCUCAACUCCACCCACCCGCUCGCCAAGGGCUUCUCGCUCAAGGACGGUGUCGUCUUCUUCACCGUCCCAGAAGUGGAGGAGCGCUGGGAUUACGUCGUCGCGCUCCUCGGCGACUCUGGCAAUCUCUCCCCGACGUUCCAUAUCUACAGCCCCAUGGCCGACGAGCAAGCCGACCCCGCGGAGGAUACCGCGUACGAGGAGUAA